UUUUCCUCAAACUUAGAAUCCUCUUUCAAUUUCUCUCUGGACCAAACCCUCGAAUAGUUCGAUUUCAAAAUCCAUGGCGAGACCUUCCAAGCUACACUCAUCUUCCGACGAAGCGCUCUCCAAUGCUUCGAGUUCCUCCGAUGAAGAGGAGCAAGUCAACGAGCAGAUCAACGAAGAGGAAGACGAGGAGGAGCUCGAGGCGGUGGCGCGCCCUGCCAGUUCUGCUGACGACGACGACGAAGUCGCCGGCGACAAUCCGCCGGACUCCGAUGAAGAUCCAGCCGCCGAUGACGCUGACGAUGACCAGGAUGGGGAUAAUGUUGAUCCCGAAAUUAGCAAGCGAGAGAAGGCGAGAUUAAAAGAAAUGCAGAAAAUGAAGAAACAGAAGAUUCAGGAGAUACUGGAUGUACAGAAUGCGGCCAUUGACGCUGACAUGAACAAUAGAGGGAAGGGGCGUCUGAAGUAUCUCUUGCAGCAGACUGAGCUGUUUGCUCAUUUUGCAAAAGGGGAUCAAUCUUCGUCUCAGAAGAAGUCAAGGGGAAGGGGUCGCCAUGCAUCCAAUUUCACCGAGGAAGAAGAAGAUGAAGAAUACCUAAAAGGAGAAGAAGAUGGUCUAGCAAACACACGUCUGGUGACACAACCAUCAUGUAUCCAAGGGAAAAUGAGGGAUUACCAGCUGGCUGGACUAAACUGGCUCAUACGAUUGUAUGAGAAUGGAAUAAAUGGAAUUCUGGCUGAUGAAAUGGGGCUUGGUAAAACAUUGCAAACUAUAUCCUUAUUAGGUUAUUUGCACGAGUUCCGAGGAAUCAAAGGUCCUCAUAUGGUGGUUGCUCCAAAAUCUACUCUUGGAAAUUGGAUGAAUGAGAUUCGGCGCUUUUGUCCUGUUCUUCGUGCAAUCAAGUUUCUUGGCAACCCCGAUGAAAGGAGACAUAUCAGAGAUGAAUUGUUGGUUGCCGGGAAGUUUGAUGUUUGUGUCACAAGUUUUGAAAUGGCAAUCAAGGAGAAGUCUGCUUUGCGUCGAUUUAGUUGGCGCUACAUAAUUAUUGAUGAAGCUCAUCGAAUCAAGAAUGAGAAUUCCUUGCUGUCCAAAACAAUGAGGCUCUACAGUACAAACUACCGUCUCCUUAUUACUGGCACGCCACUUCAGAAUAACCUUCAUGAACUCUGGUCUCUUCUCAACUUUCUUCUGCCCGAAAUUUUUAGUUCUGCUGAAACUUUUGAUGAAUGGUUUCAAAUCUCUGGUGAAAAUGAUCAACAGGAGGUUGUUCAACAAUUACACAAGGUCCUCCGACCAUUUCUCCUUCGAAGGUUGAAGUCAGAUGUUGAGAAAGGAUUGCCACCAAAAAAGGAAACUAUUCUUAAAGUAGGCAUGUCCCAAAUGCAGAAACAGUAUUAUAGAGCCCUACUUCAGAAGGAUCUUGAGGUUGUAAACGCUGGUGGUGAACGGAAGCGCCUCCUGAACAUAGCUAUGCAACUCCGCAAAUGUUGUAAUCAUCCAUAUCUUUUCCAAGGUGCUGAACCUGGUCCUCCCUUCACUACAGGAGAUCAUCUUAUUGAAAACGCUGGUAAAAUGGUUCUUUUGGAUAAGUUACUUCCUAAAUUGAAAGAGCGCGAUUCUAGGGUCCUUAUAUUUUCACAGAUGACUAGGCUGCUAGACAUACUCGAAGAUUAUUUAAUGUUUCGUGGAUAUCAAUAUUGUCGCAUUGAUGGAAAUACUGGUGGGGAUGAUCGAGAUGCUUCCAUUGAUGCUUUCAACAAACCAGGAAGUGAGAAAUUUGUCUUCUUGUUAUCAACUCGUGCUGGAGGUCUUGGUAUUAAUCUUGCUACUGCUGAUGUUGUCAUUCUGUACGAUAGUGACUGGAACCCACAAGUUGACUUGCAGGCUCAGGAUCGUGCUCAUAGGAUUGGUCAAAAGAAAGAAGUUCAAGUUUUCCGAUUUUGUACUGAGUAUACAAUAGAAGAGAAAGUCAUUGAAAGGGCCUACAAAAAGCUUGCACUUGAUGCUCUGGUGAUUCAGCAAGGGCGAUUGGCUGAGCAGAAGACGGUAAAUAAAGAUGAAUUGCUUCAAAUGGUUAGAUUUGGGGCUGAAAUGGUUUUCAGUUCCAAGGAUAGUACAAUUACAGAUGAAGAUAUUGAUAGAAUUAUUGCUAAAGGAGAGGAGGCAACUGCUGAGCUAGAUGCCAAGAUGAAGAAAUUUACUGAAGAUGCCAUCAAAUUUAAGAUGGAUGACACUGCCGAGUUAUAUGAUUUUGAUGAUGAGAAGGAUGAAAGCAGAUUUGAUAUAAAAAAAAUUGUGAGUGAGAACUGGAUUGAACCACCCAAAAGGGAGCGGAAGCGCAAUUACUCAGAGUCUGAAUACUUCAAGCAAACAAUGCGCCAAGGUGGUCCUACCAAACCAAAAGAGCCCCGUAUUCCUAGGAUGCCCCAGUUGCAUGAUUUCCAAUUUUUCAACACACAAAGGUUGAGUGAGCUGUAUGAAAAGGAAGUACGCUAUCUCAUGCAAACACACCAGAGGAAUCAGAUAAAGGAUUCAAUAGAUGUUGAUGAACCAGAAGAGGUGGGAGAUCCAUUGACAGCUGAAGAGUUGGAAGAAAAGGAGCGCUUGCUAGAAGAGGGAUUUUCUUCAUGGAGCCGGAGGGAUUUUAAUACUUUCAUUAGGGCCUGCGAAAAAUAUGGCCGAAAUGAUAUACAAAGUAUUGCUUCUGAGAUGGAAGGAAAAACCGAGGAGGAAGUUGAAAGAUAUGCAAAGGUCUUUAAAGAAAGAUACAAGGAAUUAAAUGAUUAUGACAGAAUUAUUAAAAACAUUGAAAGGGGGGAGGCAAGAAUUUCUCGGAAAGAUGAGAUCAUGAAAGCUAUUGGAAAGAAGUUGGACCGCUACAAGAAUCCGUGGCUAGAGUUGAAGAUACAGUAUGGGCAAAACAAAGGGAAGUUGUACAAUGAAGAAUGUGACAGAUUCAUGAUAUGCAUGGUGCACAAACUUGGCUAUGGGAACUGGGAUGAGUUAAAGGCAGCAUUUCGAACAUCACCCUUGUUUCGAUUUGAUUGGUUUGUCAAAUCUCGCACCACUCAAGAACUGGCUAGGAGGUGUGACACCCUCAUUCGACUGGUAGAAAAGGAAAACCAAGAAUAUGAUGAGAGGGAGAGACAAGCUCGCAAAGAGAAGAAACUUGCCAAAAGCAUGACCCCAUCGAAGCGUGCUUUGGCAAGACAGACAGAGAGUCCAUCUUCUUUGAAGAAGCGCAAGCAGUUAACCAUGGACGAUUAUGCAAGCACGGGGAAGAGAAGAAAAUAAUGAACAUAUGCUCUAUAUUGCGUAGGAUAAGUAAGGGGUUGUUGGGUUUUAAAGUCCUUGGUGAUUUGGAUGUGGCCCAGACUUGGCAAUUGAUGGCCAGGCUUGCCUUCCAAAAGCCGUGCUAGUUUGCUAACAACCUCUAACUUGUGUAGGCUCCAAAUAUCUGUUGUAUGGCUAGUUAGAGAAUAUCAAGUAGAAAUGGGUUGUUGUAUUGUAAGUAUGUAUAUCUACAAAACAAAUCCUUAGAUUUGAACGACUAGUUCAAUGAAAUAUAUGUAGUUCUAACUUAAUGCUAUUUUGAAGUAGACAUGCAUUAAGCUAACGUUUGGAAAUUCCGGUUGGCCAUUGAAUUCGCAAGUGGAAAGCUUCAAUUUGAUGCCAAAAUGAUGUUUUCUACUUUUAUGAAAUUAUAUGAUUAUACAAUUAAAA
Glycine soja is the source of this 3721-nucleotide messenger RNA. RefSeq names its product ISWI chromatin-remodeling complex ATPase CHR11. The record is from RefSeq and is a predicted model, not a curated record. Gene Ontology annotation, biological process: nucleosome organization; regulation of transcription by RNA polymerase II. The coding region runs from base 74 to 3292 and encodes 1072 amino acids. The transcript has 25 exons. Gene Ontology annotation, cellular component: nucleus; chromatin. Gene Ontology annotation, molecular function: ATP binding; ATP hydrolysis activity; nucleosome binding. Lineage: Eukaryota; Viridiplantae; Streptophyta; Magnoliopsida; Fabales; Fabaceae.